AAUUUAACUGAAGCAAUAAGCGAUAUUUUCUUUGAAUAUCUUCUAGUGUCCAGCAGCUCCAACCCAAAUCUAUCUCCAACAGAAGUUCUUAGUAAGGAAGCCACUGUUGCCCUUUUUGUUGUGGGAGCAAUCCUGUUCCUCUGUAUCGUCCUUGGGUUCGCCUACGUUUGCUUUAUACGCCAUCAGCGGAAGCAGAUUGUGGAGUAUCGUAAUCAGUUUUUUCCAGUAUACACUGGAAAACACCAGGUAAAAUACCAUGUAAAACGAGCUUAAAAUGAAGCCACUACAUAACAACCAGUGCCUGCUUGGAUUCCAAUUGCAACCAUAGAUUGCUCCUCGUUUUAAAAUGACCCAUUAUUGACUUGGCGCGAUAAUGGGUUUUAUGAUGAGCCGGGGAAUUAUCUUAUCUUUCAGUGCAAGCUGCAGAGGUGGAUAGUCAAGAUAACGAUAGCUGGCUAGGCACCACACACAGAGCGGGCUAUAAAUUCGUGAGCUUCGCUAUCGCUCUCCCCUUUUUGUGCCAACGCCGAUCGUGAGCUGUUUAGCUUUUCAAUAGUGAACUUAUUUCUUUCUCCAACCCUCCUCCAUCCCCUUGGCUCCUCUGCUCUUUGUACUUUUUCACAUUUUUCACAUGGGCUAAUUUUCGCCCCAACUUAAUUCACUGAAUCAAAUAACUGUCAUGUUACACUAAGCGAUGAUUCUCGGUUAAUGUGACACUUUAGCACUUGUAAUUGGUUUGUAAUAACCGCCACUUGAGUGGCCAAAUUAUUCCAAAUAUGUGUCUCCUUCAUUCAGUGAAUCCUGGCCGCGUGCACGAACGCAAUUAUAAACAUUUCAGUCUACUGUCUAUAUAGUUGGUAUAACUGAGCCGCUCUCGGCAUAAAUAGAUUUAUACUCACGGAUAGUAAAGAUGGCUGACAUUUUGUCAUUUCAUUGCAGGCUACGAACCAGUCUGUUCCGCAAAAAUAGUCACCACUUUUUUUGUCGACUUACCGUGAGCGAGGUGCCGAGUUUCUUUGCGGAGUGGCCAUAAAUUUAAGUCUACUUUUCAAACCUAACCUGGCUUUUGUUUAUUCUUUGACUCGAUUCAAAAAGUGAUCCAUUACCCUGAAAUGGCCUUCUAAAUUCAGGUAAUACUCAUGAACCAAACAGUUUCCAGUUGGAGGGAAUGAACUUACCGUUGCUUAGACUAAAUAGGUCCCUACUGUAUACGUUAAGUAAUAAAAUAUUUCUUGACUGUUUUAGAUUGACCCUAAUCGUACACUGCUUGAACAAUGUAAUGAUCUGCCUUAUGACCCUGAUUUCGAGUUUCCUGAGGACAAGCUCAUUCUUGGGGAGUUCCUGGGAUCAGGGGCCUUCGGAAAAGUCAUUAAAGCAGAGGCUAUAGGAAUAAACAACUUUAGUCCCAGAGACAAAAGUCAAAAGAAAAGUCAGCGGUGGCCUAAAAUGUUUCGUAAGCACAGGGCUGGCCAUGAGUACCACGAUCCCAGAGGCAGUGCGUACACGAAGACCACCGUAGCUGUAAAGACUGUUAAAGGUAAAGUUUCAAGUCAAGAGAUCUCUAUUUCAACUUGUGUAACAUUUACCAUGGAGCAAGGAUGGCUGGUUACUUGUCGGGGUUGGUGGAGGGGGACAAAAAGGGAAUUUGGUUUAUAGUUACUGUAGCAGCUGAUAAUAUGCAGGGGAGGGGACGAGUUACCAGGUUACCUACGCGGUAAUGAUUUGGGAGACGGGGUAGGGUUGAUUUGGGAAUUUGUGCCUACCAGUGGAAAAAACUCCAGCCAUGCCCCUGGAUUCAGCAUGGGUGAGGUGGGCAAUUCGCAUAGGGCCUCUCUCAUGCAUGAGUACCGUUCGUGCUCAUUCCUAUUGCCGAGGUUUGUGCCCAGUUAAACUGAACUUUGCUUGUGACAUAGUCACAUGGACUCUACUAGACCCUGUAGAAACUGCACUUUUUUUAACUGACCGAGUACGAUAUUUUGGCACUUCAGGGGGAGCUACUAAAGAGGAAGUAAGAGACCUGGCAUCAGAGCUGAAAAUUCUAAUUUACGUUGGAGAACACAAAAACAUUGUAAACCUCCUUGGUGCUUGUAUCAAGCGAGAUCAUAUCCUUGUCAUUCUGGAAUAUGCACCACAUGGGAGUUUACAAAAGUUCUUACGAGGCAAGCGAGAUGUUUAUGAAGCAACCUGGACUACGACUGCGAGUGACCCAGAGAUAGGAUUGAAUAUAUCAAAUCUUGUAAGCUACUCUUACCAAAUAUCCCGUGGAAUGGAAUACCUGGCGUCUAAAAAGGUAAUGUAGUAAUGUUGUCCCGUUCAAGGAUUCUCACAUUUCUGAAGAAAAUUCAGUUCUAACAAGAGCUGUAGUGGCUCUUGGUUGUAAUAGACCUUUUUGGUUUAUGUUUUAUUUUCCCAUUUCACACCACGUGAUGUUCUCAAAGCAAUAUGCGUUUUGUCUUUUCAUAAAAUAUACAUAUAUAUGCUUGUGGAUGCACGAUCAAAGGACAACUUUUGAAAGGAAAGGUUCUCUGGGGUACCAUCAAGUGGCCUGAAAACGGAAGACAAAACAUACAAGCUAAAAGGGUCUAUUCUCCAGCACUUGCUUAUUUUCUCCGUUUGGCUUCAAGGACUUUUUGUCAUGAUUUAAAUCGUUCAUUCGACUUCAAAUCUGCGCCUAUUUGUUUGUUUUUCGCUUUUAACAGAGUAUGACUACUUGAACCGAGGCGCUUGAAAGAUUAUUAUCCAAUCAAAUCGUUUGAACUUACCGUUUUUUUUUUGGAAAACAAGAGAUUCUCUGUUAGUGUAAACGGACCAAAAAAAUUCAAUGUGCAACUAUGAAACUGUUGAUAACUUAAAAACCGUUUGAACUUACCUGACUUCUCAGGAAUUUAAGCUCUCAAAUUUCAUGAGAAUCUUUUGUUUUCAAAAACCGCCAUGAUUAUUAUGAUUUGUGUUUGGAUAAUCUAUUUCCAAAAGCCCAGCUUCGAGGAUUCGCACUGUAAGAGUUUAUUAUGAGUAAUAAGUGGUAAAAAGUAAAGUAACUCAGAGAGAGGAGGCCUCAGUAGCUAAAACCUCGCGCAAAGGAUUAGAAAAAGCAACAUGCAGGAGAAAAGGUUACGGGAACUCAGAAGCGUGCGCAACAGCUGUGACAUUAAAUCAGCCAUGAACUGGGAGCGAAAGAAGCGAAGACGUAAGUGUCUGUGGCGUUGGUUUCUCACUGACAAUUCAGCGUUCGAGAGUAAGUGAAGAGCAUUGUUUAAUAAUGUUUAGUCUUUAUUUACUUUUACUUUCUGUAGCGUGUGCACUUCUCUGUUGGUAUAAAAAUUGUUUUUCUUGUUUUUCCUGUGAUUACUAUUAUUAUUAUUAUUACUUUUUUAAAAUAGCAAAAAUCUUUAUUAACAUAUGACCAAUUUACAUUCCUCUAUCAUAGACUAAAAUUUUGAUGAAAUAAAGAUAUUAAAACUAAGAUCAUAAAACACUAAUUUACAAGCUCACCCCAUUAUCGACUUUCUAAAAUUAGCGGACUUAUUAUUAUUAUUAUUAUUAUUAUUAUUAUUAUUAUUAUUAUUAUUAUUAUUAUUAUUAUUAUUAUUAUAUAAAAUUAUCUCCUUCUUGUUUCUGAUUUCUUGAUUUUGCAUUUCUUUUUUCAAAACAUAUCUGUUUUAUAUAGUGUGUUCACCGAGACUUGGCGGCCAGAAACGUUCUUGUUGGAGAAGACUACGUCAUGAAGAUCGCUGACUUUGGUCUCGCUCGAGAUAUUUACAAGAGUGAGUUAUAUGUGAGGACAAGCAAUGGUGUUUUGCCAAUGAAGUGGAUGGCAAUAGAAUCAUUGUUUUUCAGGGAGUACUCAGAGAAAAGUGAUGUGUAAGUACAAAUGACAUUUAAAAUAAAUGAAUGAAGGGAGAAUAUGAAAAUAUGCGGGGAUCGUACUCAAGGAUGACAACUUUAUAAUUAGUGGGUAACUAGGCGUUCAAAUUAAAAAGAAGCUGGCCUUUAGAUUACUGCAUUUAAGUUAAACUUGCCAUAACAUAGUUUAGUAGGCGCUCUCCGAUUGGCUGAGAAGUAUGUUUGCAUGCGAGUAACACAGUUAAACGCAACCACGCAACCAUGGUUUGAAAAACUGGACAAGUUUACUUUAUUAACCCAUAACUUAGAGGCAUGGAACUUGAAAAAUCUUUAAAAAUAUGCUAUAUCAAAGUUUUUACGCUCAAGACGGCAUUUUAAGGGAGAACAAUCCGUCCUUUAAAAUAUCUCCUCUUUUAACAAAUAAAAGAAGCCUUGACUGUGCUGUACGUUGUAAAGCACGCACGACUGGCAGCGGCUUAAACACGAAAGAAGUGCAGGGGGGAACACGAGAUGUAGUCGAGUGUUUCUCUCUACUUCUUGAGUAGUACAACAGAAUAGAGCUCAGUCAAGACUUCUUUAUUUGUUUUAUGAAUAUAAAGAAUCCGUUAAAUUCCCCACACAUUCCUUUUUAAUUUUCAAAACAAUCUUUAUUAUUUUUUUAAAAGCAAAAGAGUGUCGUCAGCAUGUUUUAUACUCUCAUAAAUGCAAAACAAAAACGUACUGAUUACGCGUACAAAACUUCGUGUAGAUACAACACUUCGCGACUAGCAAGAACUGCUCUUUUCAUCAGCGCCAUAAACAAAGAGCUAGGUAGCAACUUUUUCUCGGGGAAAGUUGCCGCUAUAAAAGCACCUUAGCAGAAAACUGUUUUUCUGUGGUUUGCAAUUUGUACGAAUUCUCUUAAAUUCUCCUAACACCCGAAUCUCGUGUUUAUAUCAGGGCACGUAAACACAGCAGAUAACGUUUUCCGUUUUUUAUAAAUAGUACUCGAAGGAAAAAGAAUACUACUGAUAACGAUUCUUGAAUGUAGCGCUUCAUAUGCAAGCCAUGUAAAUUUUGAUUCCAAUAAUUCCCUUGUAGUGGAGUUAAUAGCAGCUUACCAUCUGUUUCCUCGAGUCCACAGUUUAGCUUAAACAGCUUACAGAGCUUUAUUGACGCCCUUUUGGUUUGGAAUGACCCAGGCUGUGAUGACCCUUCGAGUGUGUAUGUUUUGAACCUUGACAUUUUAUAAUGCAGAUGGUCGUUUGGUAUUUGCUUGUGGGAGAUCUUUACACUUGGCGGCACACCGUAUCCCACUAUACCCGUAGAAGAGCUCCUAGACUUUCUCAAUGAUGGAAACCGUAUGGAAAAUCCCCGAGACUGCCCUUCGGAGAUCUACAAAAUUAUGCAAGAUUGCUGGCAGAAAGUACCCGACAAGCGACCUAAAUUUGAUCAAAUCAGCCAGUCGAUUGGUACAAUGCUUGAGCAACGCGCUUCCCAGGUGAGGCCUCUUUUCUACUGUUUUUGAGGGAAAGGAGGAACUAAGAGAACUUAUCCUCUCUCUUGUCAGAACUUAUUGUACACUAGGUCCUUCAAAGGAAAAAAUGAAGUUUAUCAAAAGGGUAUACUCUCUUGCAAUUGAGUGUAUAUAUCCUUUGUUCUGAUGGGGCGAGCGGGAAUUAAGCUUUGCAGGAAGAAUAUGAAGAGAUGACUUAUACUGUGUGCUCUUUAAAAAAUUACCAUAUUUGCAAUGCCAGUGGCGGAUUCAAAUCUCUAACUAAGUGGGGGACCUGCUCAUUUAGUCCCGUAGACUGCAGUUUGGCCUAUAAAGAAGGUGGAGCCCCGGGCGCCCGGGGGCCCUUGGCCCCUCCCGUAGAUCGGGCAAGGAAUGAUAAAACACGAUCUGCAUGCUGUUUUUUUUUUUUUUAGACUGACGCAAUGCAGGUGCUAAAGCUAUACAGAUUAUAAGAAUUUACGAUUCUAUAAGAUCAGAGAAUUUUGACUGCCAAUUUAAAGAAAGAUUAUGAGGGAUGGCAUCUUUUGCUGGUCAGGAGCCCAUAACGCAGAGUGAGCAACUUUCAUGCGCUUGUGUCACGACGUUUUCACGGACCAGUUUAUUUUUAGAACGGUUUUGGCGCGAAUUUUGAAUAUCUUUUAAAUUUCACAAACUAGUCAGCAAAACCUACAGACCUAAAAAUGGUAUUUUCUACCUUUUAAUAACGUUUAGGUUUCCGUUCUGAAAUCUUAUACUUCGAAUGCGCUCAUAGAUCUGAUAUGGUGGAGAUUUUAUUUUCGCGGGAAGAAGUGCCCCUUAAAAUUUGUCCAAAAAUAAACUGAUCCGUAAAAACGCCGUGACAUAGGCCUAGUAUGGAAGUUGCUCGCUCCGGGUUAUGGGCUCCUGGCUGAUAUGUUUAUUCUAAACUUUGUUAUUGGGCUUAUUUUUCACAACAGAGUGUCGAGACCGAGUACCUUCACUUAACAGAAGACAACAACCGUGGCAGAAAAGAUGACUACCUUGAUCCACAUGAUUCAGACCCCACUGUUCCUGUGACGAGAGUAGAUGUUUAUGACAGGUUAGUACUCUAGUUAGUUCAGCCACAAGCGAGUUGGGUUGUCCAUACCCGGUAUUCCGUACCCAUAAAGGAGCCAACAAGUCCCAGGCUAAAGAACUUCCCAAUAUUAGUUCGACAAUAAAUACGUUAUGUUAUGUUAAUUCAAUAACUGAUAGGUAGGACCAGUUCUGCUUAUGUACUAGCUUGGCCACUGAGGGAGCGCUUAUUCGGGGAAGAAAUAGGUGCUUCAAAGGAGUACUGAGGAGACAGUGUAUCGUUACUGAGAAACGUACAUGGUCAUGGUAAAGAACGAAAGGGACUCAGUUACAUCGUUACGUAAGAAAUAACAUUGCUUAACUCGUGGAUACAGAUGAUGGUCUUGCUAUGCACGGUAAAUUUAAAAUUGAGCCGAACGAGUGGCUAAUAAGAAACUGUUCAAAGGUAUACAAGCGUUCAGAGAAUGAGAGGAGAGAGGAGGUUCCCUUAUAACAUCACUUAAUAUAUUUAAGACAGUGUGCUGGAGGUGAUUGUUAUUCAAGGAGACUCUUAUUUUUCAGUUUGGCAGGCGAAUAUUUAGGGGAAGACGCUUACUCAACGUGAACGCCUUUUAUUUUUGACAUUUAAGGCGUAAUAGCGUAUAAAUCUCAGAGUGAGAAAAUCUAACUCCGUUCGCUGCGUACAAAUCAUGUUUCGAGUCCAUUGCGGUCGGCAUCAAGAUUUGAAAUAAUGAUAAUAAAAUAGAGCAUUGCGAUCUUGUCUCACAGAAUGAUCGGCUGGUCGUAAAAUGUUUUAGUGUGAUUCACGUUGCCUUCUAUAAUCGUGCGCAUAAUCUAAAAUGUAUGGUCAAUUUUACAGGAAUCUACUAUGGUUGACAGCGUUGUUUUCUUCUUAUAGGCGAUCAAGUGAAAAUAUUGCAAACAAUCCCUUGCCUCCAUUACCAGGUGACAUGGAAGAUCACUUCGAUCCGGAAUCAGAGGAGAGACGACAGAUGCUAAAACCAGAGAUUUACGGUGGCUCGUCGGGGAGUGAGGGCGACAUAGAAAUAGAAGAAUUCCAUGGUAAUGAGUUUGUCUAA
Messenger RNA from Porites lobata, 7449 nucleotides. NCBI's taxonomy places the organism in Eukaryota, Metazoa, Cnidaria, Anthozoa, Scleractinia, Poritidae. The record is from the annotation of a GenBank genome assembly.